AUGAUCCGAAGCGGGUUGGCACUGGCCGGGGGGCCUCGCUUGAACGGAGGCAGCUGUGAGGCGUCACAGGGCAGUCUCGAAGGGCUUGCCAAGACCGGGUCCUACGGUCGCAUCAGAUGCGUUGGCGAUCUGUGCAAGGGCUCUGAGGCUCCUCAUCCCCAUCGUCCCCUUGCGAGCUGUCCCCCGCGAGCGAGCCGGGAUUCGGAGGAGGGAGAGCAGGCACGCUUAGGCGGUUGUCUUUCGGAGGGGAAAUGGGUUCUUCCCGAAUACUUGGUGUCGCACAAUGAAUGCGGCUCACUUUCUGCCGUGUUCCUGCUGCGGUUUGUUUUGCUUGAGGCUCUGGGCCAGCCCUUUUUGCGGCUUUUGCGGCUUUGCCCCUCUUUCCAUGCCUGUCUCGUAUGCAGCCAUGACAGCGUUCGCGGUCAGUUGGUGGUUCGUGCCAUCGUGCAGGAGUUCCUCUCAUCAUUUUCCGUUGGUUAUUCUCCGAUGACAGAAGGCAUUAGUUCGAUCGAAGGCCUGGGACGAAAUGAAGGCCUGACUCGAGGUUUGAGUCGUGCUGUGCGAGAACUCGAGAAGAUCCUCGGCUACUGGGGCUCAUUCUCAUCGCGAUGA
Messenger RNA from Colletotrichum lupini, 612 nucleotides. RefSeq lists its product as uncharacterized. The coding region runs from base 1 to 612 and encodes 203 amino acids. NCBI's taxonomy places the organism in Eukaryota, Fungi, Ascomycota, Sordariomycetes, Glomerellales, Glomerellaceae. The record is from RefSeq and is a predicted model, not a curated record. The transcript has 2 exons.